AUGAAUGCCAACGGAGAAAUGGUACAUCCCGCCAUUUACCUACAUUCAGGCACUGCCAUGAGGUGUGACUCUGAGGUGGUGAAGCAGAACUGCAGAUCCUGGAAGUACGACAUCACCAGCGUUGUGAUGGUGUCCGAUGAGUCCCCCAUCCUCUCCAACUUCUUCUCCACUGUGCCUCGAAGUUUCCGAGGUCAAGUACAUAGCAAACUCACUUGGAUUAAAUUGUCUUUGAGGCGAGCCUUGCAUUUAGUUUUCAAAGUGGGUGACAAAAGCAAAACGGACACCUUUUACCGAGAUGUGCUCGGCAUGAAGAUUUUGCGUCACAAAGUGAUCUACAAUUACGGAGUGGGAGGAUAUCGCCUAGCCAAUGACUUCCUCGGUUUGACUCUGCAGUCUAGCCAGGCUGUCAGCAAUGGUAAGCGGCUUGCUUGGCCCCUCACUGACGUUGGAAAGGGCCUCUAUCUGGCUGAGGCUCCAGGAGGUUAUCGCUUCUACCUGGUGGACAAAGAUCAGCCUCCCAAUGAUCCUGUACAGAYGGUGUGUCUGGCAGGGUCUGACCUGCAGAAAUCAAUUCACUGCUGCUCCUCCCUUCUGGGGAUGAAGGUGAAAGAGAGAAAUGAGGAGAAGAAGACUGUGCUGAUGGGAUUCACAGACACUCAGUGUAAACUACAACUUCACAACAUUGUUGGGGCAGUAGAUCAUGGGACAGCCUUCGGGCGGAUAGCAUUCUCCUGUCCACGUGAGCAGUUGGCAGAUCUUGAAGCCCUGAUGAAGAAGUGAAACCACAAAAUCCUUACUAUCUUGGACCUGGACACCCCUGGAAAGAAUACGGUAGAAGUGGUCAUUUGGCCUGAUUCAGAUAUGAGCACAUUUCCCUGA
This is a messenger RNA of Salvelinus sp. IW2-2015, 879 nucleotides long. The record is from RefSeq and is a predicted model, not a curated record. Lineage: Eukaryota; Metazoa; Chordata; Actinopteri; Salmoniformes; Salmonidae.